UUUGACGAUCGCAUCUAUUUUAUUUCCAUCUCUAAUAUUCAUCUGUUGCUUCAACGUCUUGCGAGUUUAUUUUUGUUUCUCUCUACGGUUUUGUGUUUUUCUUUAUUUUGAAAAAUACUAUAAACCAUUUCAAGGAAUUCCAAGAACAGGAAAAAUCGGACAAAGGCUCAACACAAUGGAGUGAAGGGUGGGACCAACUUCCAAGAGGAGGAUCGGAACUCCAAAAAAAAGGAGCGGCACUCGAUUUUUUAAAGGCUCCAUUAAAAUUAAUAAUUUAAUUUAAAAAUUGUUCCCAAAUGAAAAACAUGGAACUGUUACUGCUCUGCAUCGUUGUAUUCAUCGGAGGCACUGCCUCCAGUUUGGCCAAAUUUAGCAGCACAACGCCGGCGAGCGUGAAGAAAUCGGACGUGGAGCUGGAGGCCAUUAAUGGCACCCUCAAUUUCCGUCUCUACGCCAAACAGGGCAAAGACGAUAAGCCUUGGUUUGAUGGCCUCGACAGCCGACAAAUCCAGUGCGUCCGGCGGGCCCGCUGCUAUGCCACCACCAACCUCACCAACACAUGCUUUGGAUCCAAAUUCCCCCAUGAGAUGAGCAGCCUCGAUCUCACAGACUUCCACACCGAGAAGGAGCUCAACGACAAGCUGAAUGACUACCAGGCCCCAAGAAAAGUCCUUCAAAUUCACGUCGUCCUAGUCGAAAUACAGAUGCCAAAAAACCAAAAAAGGAUAAUAAGGAUAAUGAUGAUAACGAUAACGAUAAUGCAGAUAACGAUGUUACCGAUAACGAUACGUCCAACGGAAAACCGGAAAAGGAAGUGGUGCCCGCUCAUUGUGAUGUGACUAAGAUAAUCGAUAUCCUCCAAAAGACUGUGGCUGGUCUGGAAUUUGAAAUAAAUAAGAGGAAGGGCCGCGAAAGUACCACCAGUUUGGCUCAACCACAAGCCCAGCCACCAGCGCCACAGGUGCCUUAUAAUGUGGCUCCACCGCCCGUCAAUUACCAACAGAACUAUCAGCUCCCACAAGCCAACUCCUACCAAAAUCCAUAUUAUUGUCCACCGAACUGCACCUAUACUGGACCAAACCCCUACCAGCAAGGACAAUUUAAUCCUCCCAAUCCAAAUCCCUUUCCAACCAUCCCGCCAUUCAAUUAUGUCCCACCUACAGUUGGUUUUCAACCAAGUUUCGCCAGGCUUGGACAUCCUGACGGAGGUCCACCUCAGGACAACUACCCCAGAGAUAGGUAUGACUACGAUGGCCAAAAUUAUUCCAAUACUGAUUUAAACUGGAGGCGGAAUCAACAGAAUAAUAAUGGUUUUGAAAAUCGAUCCAGAAACAAUGUGGGCUUUUCGGAUGUUUAUGAUGACGAGGAAUGUACUUGUCCAGAUCGAAGGUUUCCAAAUAAAAAUAAAGAAAUGGAGCCCGAA
Drosophila ananassae is the source of this 1423-nucleotide messenger RNA. Its product is annotated as protein smoothened-like. The record is from RefSeq and is a predicted model, not a curated record. Gene Ontology annotation, molecular function: protein binding. Lineage: Eukaryota; Metazoa; Arthropoda; Insecta; Diptera; Drosophilidae. Bases 297 to 839 code for a protein of 180 amino acids. The transcript is spliced from 2 exons.